AUGACGACUCUUGGUUUGGUCUUCUUUCACUGUCUAGUUUUGUUUUCAGGCAUAUACUAUUCUUCUGCUGCUGAUACCUUAACUCCAACUCAAUCCAUUCGGAAUGGCAGCACCUUAGUUUCUUCAAGUAAAAUCUUUGAGCUAGGCUUCUUCUCACCUGGUGAGUCCAAGAACCAAUACUUAGCAAUAUGGUACAAAAAGUUUCCUGAUAUUGUUGUAUGGAUUGCUAAUAGAGAAAACCCAGUUAAAGAUUCACAUGCAAUCCAUACCAUUUCCAGCACUGGUAAUCUUGUUAUCUUUGAUGGAGAAAACAAUAUUUUUUGGUCAUCCAAUUCAUCUAGAGCAACAAAAAGUCCAGUUUUUGCACAGCUGUUGGAUUCAGGAAAUUUUGUUGUUAGAGACAAUGAUACAAAAAGCUACUUAUGGGAAAGUUUUGAUUUUCCAUCAGACACUCAAUUGCCAGGGAUGAAGAUGGGAAGGAACUUCAAGACUGGUAUAAAUCGAUUUUUGACAGCAUGGAAAGAUGUUUAUGAUCCAUCUCCUGGAGAUUUUACUUACAGAAUUGACAAUAUUGGCUUGCCUCAGCUUUUUCUUCGUCAGGGGAUGAAGAAGAGGUUUCGUACUGGGCCAUGGAAUGGAAUCAGAUUUAGUGGUGUUCCUUUACAGAAUACCACAGUUUUGAACUAUGUUUUUGUUGAUACCACAGAGGAGCUUUACAUUAAUUAUGCAGUGAAGGACAAUUCUCUUAUCUCCAGAUUUAUGUUGACCGAAUCGGGUUUGCUUCAACGUCUUGUGUUGUAUGGAAACAGCGGGGAAUGGACAGUCAUGUAUUCAGUGCAGAACGACUUGUGUGAUGAUUAUGCACAGUGUGGCCCUAAUGGAAUUUGCAGAAUCAAUAAAAGGCCAAUUUGUGAAUGCUUGACAGGGUUCCUUCCUAGAUUACCACACGAGUGGGAAGUACUCAAUUGGACUGGUGGAUGUGCGAGAAGGACUCCGUUAGAUUGCCAGAAGGGAGAGGGAUUUGUGAAGCUUGAGAAUGUGAAAUUGCCUGAUCUAUUGGAAUUUAAGUUUAAUAAGAACCUAAACCUCAAGGAAUGCAGGGCAGAGUGCUUUAAGAAUUGUUCUUGCACAGCUUAUGCUAAUUCGGAUAUUUCAAAUGGAGGUAGUGGUUGUUUAAUGUGGUUUGGCAAUCUGAUUGAUAUCCGGGAAUACAUUCAAGGACAAAGCAAGCAAGAUAUCUAUAUUCGGAUGCCAGCUUCAGAACUAAGUGAUUCAAGUUGGAAAAGUAAGAACAUAGUGAUUAUAGUGGUCACAUCAACAAUUUCUGGGUUGCUUGCUUUCUUUUUGGCAUGUUGGUAUAGAAUUUUGAAGAAAAAGAGAAAGAAAAUAGGUAAACAAACUCAUCCAAAGUUGUUAUUAUUAAAGUAAGAAUAU
Durio zibethinus is the source of this 1434-nucleotide messenger RNA. The record is from RefSeq and is a predicted model, not a curated record. NCBI's taxonomy places the organism in Eukaryota, Viridiplantae, Streptophyta, Magnoliopsida, Malvales, Malvaceae.